AUGUACGAGGAUGCGGAAGAUGCAUCUGGCAUCGACCAAGAUUUCUUCAACGCGUUAGCGCUGUUACAUUCGACGGAGGACGACAGUGCGGAGAAACUUCGUAAAAUGCUGGAUACGUCCAUCCAGAGUAGGUAUGGCUUUGACAAAACUUUGAUGGCUAAGAUCCCGAAGAAAUUUCUGCAGAAUACGAAAAUCCGUGGCAAGUCGUUCGCGAAUUCGAACGAGAAAUCCGAAAUAUCUUGGCGUAAAGGAGGUAAUGAUAAAGCCUUGAGAAAAACCGGCAGUCUAUUGCUUUCUACGAAUAAUACAACAGAAAUUAAUUGGAAACCGAUGAAAAUAUUUGAUGCGAAUAUCGAGGAUUGUAGCGAAAAAGGGGACAUUCCGAGGAUAUCUAUUCCUGAUGAAGGAUCUGGAGAUGGACUUUUAUGCAAGAUCUGUAACGGAGCGAAGCUAGGUCCACUGAUACUGCUGGAGUGUCAAGAAUGUCAAGAAGUCUAUCACCCCCUGUGCCAUCAACCCCCUGUCGUCGACAUCGACGUCUACGAUCCGAGAAUCGUAUGGCGGUGUAGAAAAUGUAUGGAUACCUACUCUCUAAACUCUGUCAUUGCGUCCGAUGAAAAGAAAGUGAAAAGGUCUCGUCCACCGAACGACGAGGGCAAAGUCAAAGAACCUUCUACAAAAGUGACCAAGUCAGGGAAAUUGAAUGGGUAUCUUGUGAAAGAUGAAACUGAUACCGCUGAUCAAACUUCAUCCGAUGUUUCUCAAAAAAUUGGUUGUAUUGGCGAAGAUACAUCGAUUACAAAAGGUUCUGUCUUUUCGAGCCAAAAGACGAGGACAAUAUCGUCGAUUCAAUUAAGAAAACGAAUUGGAUCCAAACUUUCAGUCAUUCGAUCCAUAGUAAAAUGAUAUUUGUAAUGUUAGUAACUAAGAAUGUUUCAAAUUGUCUUUUAUUAGUUUUCAAUAAAUAAAUCUAAAUUGGAUUGAUAUUUUAUGUAUAAAUAUA
Messenger RNA from Bombus huntii, 1003 nucleotides. Its product is annotated as integrator complex subunit 12-like. Lineage: Eukaryota; Metazoa; Arthropoda; Insecta; Hymenoptera; Apidae. The transcript has 3 exons. The record is from RefSeq and is a predicted model, not a curated record. The coding region runs from base 1 to 906 and encodes 301 amino acids.